This is a messenger RNA of Candidula unifasciata, 1221 nucleotides long. The record is from the annotation of a GenBank genome assembly. NCBI's taxonomy places the organism in Eukaryota, Metazoa, Mollusca, Gastropoda, Stylommatophora, Geomitridae.
AUGUGGGAGGAAGGAGCCAACGCUACCUUGGGUGCAAAGCUCUUCGCAGAACAAGGCGAUGCCAACCAGCUUGACGUGGAGUCAGUGCAGGGCUAUGACGACAUCCUCGACAGUUUUGUGGCGCCUCCAGUAAGCAAAGGUGUUGGCCAGACAUCCACGAUUGUCAUUUUGGAUGGACAUAGCUCCAAGCUGUCUUUUAUGAUGAGGAUUAUCCCCAGCCCUGACUGGUUUAUUGGCGUCAACAGUUUGGACCUGUGUGCGCACGGGAGAUGGAAAAACAAAGUUCACCUAGACCUGACUCCAUUUGAUGCUGGAACCGAUCAAGGAUUAACUUUCACUGCUCCCAACUGGCCAAACACUCCCCAGAUGCCAAUAUCAGCCAUUACAUCAUCUUUGCCUGACCACCCAGCUAGUUCCUUCUUCUAUCCAGAAUUUACGAACCUUCCCCGCCUGGCAUACCUGGAGCUGGAUAUUGUCUCAGAGUAUAGACACCGAGAGACUUUCAUGAAGGUUCUCCAUCAUUUCAAUGCCACUGAGAAGCCUGAAUCCAGCGAUGAAAGGAAACUUAAGGACAAUGAUGUAUCGACCACCACGGUCAAAAUGGACAGUAAAUUGUCGCCAUUCUCAGUUAUCUUCAAUAAAGUGGCCGAAAGGGCGUCCAAAAAUCACAAUGAUAACAAUCCUGCGACUGAAGGCAUCUCCUCUCAUUUUGAACCACCGGGUCACUCUAACAGGAGUUCGAUCAAGAACAAAGAGGACAAUGUAAUAACACUUAACAAUAGCCAUUUGACAACCAACCAUGACAAUAACGACGAAAUAAAUGCGGACGGGAACAAGAAAGAAGUACACAAGUCCACCACCAGAAAGGUAGACACUGAGAGAGAUCCUACUUUCGAUACAGAGCUUAAACCAGCCUUAGACUCACGCUUUGGGGCCGCGUCUAUUGACUGCGAAGUCAGUGAAUGGUCAGAGUGGAGUGAGUGCAGCCAGUCAUGUGGCUUUGGUCAAAUGGAGAGAGUUCGUGGCGUCUCAGUCUACCCACAGAGCGGAGGCGCCAACUGUCCACGACUCACAGAGACAAGUUUGUGUGGCAGUAUGAGGAACUGCCAGUGGACUCCCUUCACUUUCCUUUCACCAAACGCUACCAAAAGACAGAUGAGAGAAGGACGAAACAGACGUCCGCGGGUUCAGGCACAGAAGCUUUUGGAAACGCGUCAUUAA